CCCAUUCUCUUCUCAAUCCAAACCUCAAGAGGAAAACGGAAAACAACAUUAUAAGAAGAAGAAGAAGAAGCAAAAAAAAAAAACAAAAUGUCGUCGGCAACUCAAAACAACGGCCAUCACUUCUUCCCGUUAACUCUCUCCGUCAAGCUCAAGUACGUUAAACUCGGCUACCACUACCUGGUCACUAACACCGUGUACCUCCUCCUCAUACCACUCGCCGCCGUCUUCCUCACCAACCUCUCCACCCUCUCCACCGCCGACCUCCUCGAACUGUGCACCAGAAACUCCGCCAUCCUCACCGCCACCUCCAUCUCCUUAGUCUUCCUGACCACCGUCCACGUCAUGCACGCCCCGCGAAAAAUCUACUUAUUGGACUUCGCUUGCUACAGGCCCAGCCCGGCCCAAAUGUGUUCCAAGGAGCGGUUCAUGAGGAUUUCAUCCGCUACGGGCAAGUUCACGGAACAAAGCCUGGAGUUCCAGCGCAAGAUACUGGAGAAAUCCGGGUACGGUGACAUGACCCACAUUCCCACGGGGCUGCUCGGGGAGCUGCCCGUGGACCAGUCGAUGGCGGCGGCAAGGGCGGAGACGGAGACAGCGAUUUUCGGAGCCAUCGAUGACUUGCUGGACAAGUGUGGGGUGGAGGUUAGGGAGAUUGGAGUGCUGGUUGUGAACAGUAGCUUGUUCAAUCCGACGCCGUCUCUUUCGGCCGCGAUCGUCAAUCAUUACAAGCUCCGGGGGAACGUCUUGAGCUUUAAUCUGGGCGGGAUGGGUUGUAGCGCAGGCUUGAUCUCCGUUGACCUCGCUAAAGACCUCCUCCAGGUGCAUCCCCACACGUACGCGCUGGUGGUGAGCACAGAGAACAUAAUCCGCGGGUCCUACUUCGGCAACGACCGGGCGAAGCUUCUGAGCAACUGCCUGUUCCGCAUCGGCGCCUCCGCCGUCCUCCUGACCAACCGCCGGUCCGACCGCCGCCGAUCAAAGUACCAGCUCUGCCACACCGUGCGGACACACAAGGGCGCCGAUGACAGGUCCUACCGCUGCGUCUUCCAGGAGGAAGACGAACAGGGCAUCGUCGGCGUCUCCCUGUCUAAAGACCUAAUGGCCAUCGCCGGGGAAGCAUUAAAAACCAACAUCACCACUUUGGGCCCGCUCGUCCUGCCCUUCUCCGAGCAGAUCCUGUUCCUAUCGACCCUAAUCGCGAGGAAAUUGAUGAAAUCCAAGGCGAUCAAACCCUACAUCCCCGAUUUCAAGAUGGCGUUCGAGCACUUCUGCGUCCACGCCGGCGGCAGGGGCGUGCUGGACGAGGUGGAGAAGAGCCUGGGAUUGACGGAGUGGCACAUGGAGCCGUCGAGGAUGACGCUGUACAGGUUUGGCAACACGUCGAGCAGCUCGCUGUGGUACGAAUUGGCGUACAGCGAGGCCAAGGGCCGGAUCAGGAGAGGGGACCGGGUCUGGCAGAUCGGGUUUGGGUCGGGUUUCAAGUGCAACAGCGCGGUCUGGCGGGCGCUCAGGACUGUGGAUCCCAAGUGCGGGAGGGAGAGGACGAAUCCGUGGGCGGCCGAGAUUGAUGGGUUUCCUCUUCAGCUUCCCAAACUGGCACCUAUUAUUGUUUACUGAUAGAAUGAAAGAUGAACAUGGGUCGGGUCGGGUGGGUGUGGAAAUGAACACAGACAGCAACAUUUAUUUAUUAUCAUGCCGUGAAAUGUAAUUUAUGGAUACUUGUAUUUGUUUGAUUGUUGUGUUUGUUUUACUUGGAACAAGGAAUAAGUCUUUUGCCCAUUGCUAUUUUUAUAGGAGCAAGAAUCACCGAUGACAGGAACAAUUUCUAAUAGAACUAAGCGAAUCGUAAGAACAAUUUUCGGUCUAGUUCUAACUUCACUCUAUCAAUCCAGACCUAAAAACUCUUCAUGCUUACUUCACUCAAAAGUUUUCGGCAGACUUUCAUCCUUCUUUUCAGCAACUAGCUAUGCUGUGCAUGAAUCAAAGAAUAGACAAUUUUAAGUCUA
Molecule: messenger RNA, 2006 nt
Organism: Linum trigynum
Lineage: Eukaryota; Viridiplantae; Streptophyta; Magnoliopsida; Malpighiales; Linaceae
Source: the annotation of a GenBank genome assembly